AUGCUGUUGCAAAAGGUUUCUGAGGUGUCUUUUCUGAAAGCUCUUCUGCUUUGAUUCCACUCUAGAGCUGUCUCUUUAUAAACUCCUCUCCUUACCACCACCACCCCCACCCAAAACCUGGUGUGCUCAUUCUUUUAAUUUCUUUGAUUCUCAGUUUUUCAUAGUCAAUUUCCCUCAUCCUGAUUUUGCAGCAAUUUUUUUUUUACAAUUGUAACAUCCUUACCAACCAUAAUCUUUAAAGCCAAGAAAUAGGGAGAAAAACUUUUCUCCCCCUGAACUGAGACCAUUUCACAAAUUGAAGGGCAGCCAACAGCAUAUGCUUUUUGCCAAAAUAAUUGAAAACAUCAACUGGAGAGCACAUAAUUCUUUUGAAAGUCCACCAGUUAUUUGAAGUAACUUUGGCAGAAGAACAAAAUAAAACACUCAAUAUUUUAACCUUUAUGGUUGCCUUCUUAGAAGUUGGUUUCUAAUUUGGUUUUUAGUUAUUCUGAUACAAUUUUUAUUGUAUGAUUGGCUUUUUGUUUGACUAGACCUAAUUUGACUUCAAUGCAAACCUAAGUGCUAACGAAGAAAUAUUUCACCAAAGCAAUCUGUGAUCUCUUUACAUUUAGCUUGAAUUCAUUUUUAAUAUUUUAACAACAGCAGUAAUACUGUCUUAGAGAGGGUGCACUUGAUUUUAUUUUGCUUUCAAUAUGACGGCUGUCAAUGUUGCCCUGGUUCGUGAUACCAAGUGGCUGACUUUAGAAGUCUGUAGAGAAUUUCAGAGAGGAACCUGUUCUCGAGCUGAUGCAGACUGCAAGUUUGCCCAUCCACCAAGAGAUUGCCAUGUGGAAAAUGGCCGUGUGGUGGCUUGUUUUGAUUCUUUAAAGGGUCGAUGUGCUAGAGAGAAUUGCAAGUACCUUCACCCUCCUCCACACUUAAAAACGCAGCUGGAAAUUAAUGGACGGAACAAUCUGAUUCAACAAAAGACUGCCGCAGCCAUGUUUGCCCAGCAGAUGCAGUUUAUGCUCCAAAAUGCUCAAAUGUCAUCACUUACUGCCUUUCCUAUGACUCCAUCACUUGCAGCUAAUCCUACCAUGGCUUUCAAUCCUUACUUAACUCAUCCUGGGAUGGGCCUGGUUCCUGCUGAACUUUUACCAAACACACCUCUUCUGUUUUCUGGAAACCCACCUCUCGCAUUGCCAGGAGCUGCUGGUCCAAAACCGAUGCGUUCAGAUAAACUGGAGGUUUGCCGAGAAUUUCAGCGUGGAAAUUGUACACGUGGUGAGAACGAUUGUCGCUACGCUCAUCCUACUGAUGUUUCUAUGAUUGAGGCAAGUGAUAAUACUGUGACCAUCUGCAUGGAUUACAUCAAAGGCCGAUGCUCCCGGGAGAAAUGCAAGUACUUUCAUCCUCCCACACACUUGCAAGCCAAACUCAAGGCAGCUCAUCACCAGAUGAACCACUCAGCUGCCACCGGGAUGGCCCUACAGCCUGGUGCAUUUCAACUGAUACCAAAGAGAUCGGCACUUGAAAAGACUAAUGGUGCCAUCCCGCUCUUUAAUCCCAGUGUUUUCCACUGCCAACAGGCUCUGACUAACCUGCAGCUCCCGCAGCCAGCCUUUAUCCCUACAGGGCAAAUACUGUGCAUGGCACCUCCUUCAAGUAUUGUGCCCAUGAUGCACGGUGCUACACCUACCACUGUGUCUGCAGCAACAACACCUGCCACCAGUGUUCCAUUCGCUGCAACAGCUACAGGCAAUCAGGUAUUUACAAGCAGAGUCACAAGGAAAAUUAGAAAUUUGGGGGGAGUCUUGAAACUAUACCAGCAUUAUCAAUAGAUGAACUGAACAGUAGCAUGUUUGUUUCACAGAUGUAGAAGUUACCAAUAGAACAUUGAAAUUCUGAACAACAGAGUUAUGGAGUAUCAGAAUCUUUCCAUGAGAACCUCCAUAUGGCCUUUCUAUAUGUAGUAUUGUAUGACCUCUUCUACCAACACAACAAUAAGCAUGAUGCAGUCAAUAUAUUAAACAACCAAAAAUACCAGCCAACAAAUUAAAAAGAAAGCAUUAAACAAUCAAUGGAGAUGUCAAAACAAAACAUGAAUAGAAAACGAACUACCAUCUAUCUUAUUUGAAUUAUUAGGUAGAACACUACUAUAAAAUUUUGUAAUUUGUCACACUGUUCUUUGUGAUUUUCUAAUAACUAUUAGGCUGAGUAAAUCGUCACAGUGGAUUUUUGGUUUACUGUGCAUUCUUGGUGGGUAAUGUUCAUCUGUUUUGAAGUGCUGUUACCUUACUGUUUUGUUUACACAGUAGCCUAUUAGGUUGAUUUAAAAGGUAAAAAUUAUACCAAAUACCAUUUUCCUCAUUAAUGUAUUGUACUGUAUUGUGGUAUAUUGUGUUGUGUUAGAUUUUUACAUACUACAGAGUUUUGCUGUAAUAUCUGUGGUCUUUGGUUUCAACUAAAAUGUUACUGAUGGGAAACAGAAAUAUGUGUGCUUAAAAAAUAUGACAGGCUAAUGUUAAUAUGCUUUCUCUGUUUAGAAUAUUUCUGUAGGUUUCUUGGGGCAGACAUUUUAAAAGCCUUAUUUUUGAGUGUUCACAAAACCUGUUCAUAAACAUGCAUGUGAAUAAUUUAUACCUGCAGAUCUGACCUUGCAUAAUAUGAUCACAUUAGUACAUUAUUUGUGAGAGAGACAUAAUUACCUGCAAAAAACAAACAAAACAAAACAAGAAAAACAGGGAACUGCUUAAAACAUUAACCCCUAAUUUCACUCUUUAAAUGGCUUAUAAAACUAGAAUUUACCUUUAAAUGAAUCUUUCAGCAUUUAUAUUAAAAAAUAUGUAAAGUGCCCAUUACAUGUUUUAUGGUUCAAGGAUCCUAUCUCCUAGGUUGAUUGUCUAAAACAGCCAUUUGUCAUCUUCAGUUGAAAAAUUGGUACUUGGAGACUUAAAGAUAUGCUAAUUACAGGUAAUAAAUUAAACGGGGAUAUGGGGACAUGGAGAUACUUUUUACACAUUGGAGAAAAGCCUGUAAAAAUCAUUGGAUUGCUACCUUUUACACAAGAGCCAUUUCUGAAUGCAAAUGUCUUAUGUUCUUUAUAAUAAGUAAGGUGCAAUCUAGUGAAAGUCUGUCAGGGUGAAAGAGAAUUAGUUCCAAGUGAGGCCUUUCCUCCCCAAAUGGACAAUCUUUUCUAUUGAUCACAGUUGGAACCUGAGUAUAGGAUUAGAGAAAUGGCGGGGGUGGGAAGGACGAUGGAAAGACAUUUAAAAUUAUUCUUUGAUUUAUUUAAAAGUUCUAGGAAGGAUGUCCACAGUUGGCUAGUUCAGCUGAGUUUUCAGUUUUAUUAAACACUUCAGUGAAGUAGCAGUAGCCUGUGAUAUAUGUUAAGUGUUGCUUUCCCCAAACUUUAUUAACAAGAGUCUCUCUCAUCAAAACCAAUAUUGAUUUGGAUUCGUUUGUUUUUAUAUGUAUUUGAAAAUUAUAACAGAGAGAUGUUUAAGACCCUUUGGAUGAGACAGAGAGGCUGCACCCCACAGACCUGAACUGAAUUCACAUUACUAAUUUUUAUGAAAUAAAUUUAUAACCAAGUAAAAUAGUAAUUAAUUCCUGUUAUAUGAUAUGCCUCAUCCACCUUACUCACUUAUUAAAGUUACUAUUAUUAUACAGUAGUGGAACCAUAUGAUAUUUUACAUCAACUUAGAUUUAAUGUUUUCUAGUUCAUGAAAAUGACAAAGAAAAUCUGAUUUAGGAUACCUUAAGCAGGCUAGUAGUGUUUGAAUCACAGAUCAAUGGAGUUGGUAAAACCUUUUCACAGAAGAUGAAACUGAGGCCCAGGGCAUCUCAUUGGCCAUUACUGUGCUCAGUUGGGCACAGUCGGACACCAAUAUCUCCAGGCUCCCAGUUGUUCCUCUGUUUCACAUUGUUUGUACUUCAGGACAUUUGAGACUCCAUCCCAAAGCUGAUCAAAUUGGCUCAGAAUACAAAAGAGUAAAAUGAGCUCUUUAAUAGUUGAUAUCCUGUUGAUCUUAAUUAUCAAUCCAAAUCAUGAUCAUCAGUGAUAUCUAAAUGGUAUUGCUUAUAUGGAGCCAUCGCCAUUUAUUUACAGUAUUGCCUGGAGUUAAAGAAAAAGAGGUGUUCUGACUUUUACCUAUUGAUUCUUUGAACCACUUAAUUUCUUUUUCCUCAAAUCUUAACAUUGAUAGAGAAGAAAGUAGAGUACACCUUUGUGAAAUUGCAUGUGUUUGGAACUGAGUUUUGUGAAACCUAUGUCAGUGCCUCCCCAGAAGGGUAGAUCUGAUCACAGGACUCCAGGAAGGAUGCACCUAAGCUAGUCUGGAUGUAUUCCUAAAGGGGAUAGAGAUGUUUCAGGGUAAAAUGAACUUUUUUGUGUAGUUUGAUAUUUUUGAUGCAACAUGCUGUCUCAUUUAACUUUUUAAACUUCUGAUGAAGAUGUGCAUAGACAGCAAACCUAGAGUACAGUUGUUUUCAUGUUGCUUUAAGCACUGGACGACAUUAAUAAAGACUUAUUUUUUAGUAAGAGGUUUGGUGAGAAAUAUUCAGGGUAGUUGAAUUUUGGGUGCCACAAUUUUUUAUGUUGUUGGCAUUUUAAAAAUUGUUUUAUAAAUGAAUUUAAAGAAAGAAAAGUCAAAGCACUAAUGUUUUGAUACAUGUGCAAAAGAAUUUUGACAUGAUACUAUUUUAAGAUAACAUGUUUUAAAUUAGUUGUGCAAUGACUUGUGCAACAUCUUUAUUCAAGAAAAGAAAAGAUUAGUCAUUAGACUAUAAAUUUUCAGAUAAAAAGAGAAGUCACAAAAUCAGUGACUCUAAACAGUAAUUUACUGAAUGAAUUGUAUAUAUAAAAUUCUAAUCACUUGUGAUUCUUAGGUAAGAUUUUAUAAGCUUUGUAAUUUACAAGGGCCUCUAUUUUUAAUUAUCCAAAAUUGUAUUUGUUCAUUUCUCUCAGCCUUUUGCAAAAAUAUGCAAUAGUGCUGACACUUGGACAAAAUAAGUCAUGUAUACAGAUAAAAUAAUCUAAAAAUUAUCUUUUAAGAGGGUUUUAGUAGUGUCAACUUUUUAUAAAAAGCACUGUGACCAUGAGUAUAAUUUAAAGAGAUUAAGAUGACAUCAAAAUUAAAUGGAUUCAUAAAAUUGGUAUUUAAAUACAGUAUUUUCUUUUGCAAUCGGAGCAUGACUCUGUAACCAGCUAUUGCAUUUUAUUUCACUUGUCUAGAUUAGUCUUUAAUUUGUAGUUGAUUGUGAUGUGAAAAGCCAUCUUCUCCCUAGUCCAUCAAUCUUCUCCAUCCAUUUUUUAACAUGUUUUAAAGUACUUUGAUUUUGCCGGAAGUGUUGUCCUACAUCACUGGGCUGUGUUCACUAGUUGGUAGUCUCACCAGCUCUGAAAUUGGGAAAAAGCAAGUACCUCCUCACUACCAUCAGUAGGAACCAAAUAAAAUUAACCUUUACAACGUGAAUCAGUUUUACAGGAUAGUCCAGUAAGCAUAGUAAUGCCCGAAUAAGGAAAACAUUGACAUUAAAUUGUAUUAAAUAAUAUGUAAAGAAGGCCUAUUGCUACUUGGAAUGUUAUUGGGUUCCUUUUCCAUGCCUUUGGAGAGAGUAGAUGAGGAUGCUCUUAGGUAAAUGCAGCCACAAGGUUUUCGAGUUAUUGUAAUCUCUAGGAUAGGUUGUUUUGCACAGAACUAUUAGAAACUGGAAUCCUCUUUUAUUUUUUAACUCUUCUACAUUUCACACACAUUGAAAUAGAAAUAGGGAAAUAUGAUUUCCCAAUUCUGUUGAAUAGAUUUAGAGAGAUAGUGGCCUAUUUUUAAUUUUACUAGUGCCUGUUAAAAGUAAUAGAAUAAAUAGUAUGUAAAAGGGUAUAACUUUUUUACAAAUUUAGUUGAUAACCUAAUCAAACUGUAAAUAUGACAAAUUAAGGUUCUUAGCACCAGCUCACUAAUUGGUGCCAUGUUUUCAUUUUUCUUGUUAGUUUUUAAGGUUUUGAUUUUAUUACUUUUUAUAUUGCUAAGUGACUAAUGAAUUUACUUUUGAAGGAGAAUUAGAGAAAGUUUAAGAUUUUACUACAUGUGUUCAACCUUCUUAGAUAGGUUCUAAACUGACACUGAAGCAUAACAAGAUAUAGAUUAUAAUCCAUAACUAUUCUUUACAGUUCACAGUUUAAGAACAAACUUUAUAUACAAAUAAUAAUUUUAACUAAUUAUAUUUAGUUGCUUUAGCAACAAACCUACAACAUGGCUACCUUUAGACACCUUUUUGGUGAAAAUUUUAUUUGUAAACUAUACAUGGUUUUUGACAGUAUGAGCAUGUAGAAGAUACAUCUCAAAUCUCAAAAAACAUAUAUGGUUGAUUUUCUUUUUGUCCAAAAUUCCCAUUUGAAAGCUGAAUUUGUGUCCUUGUGUGACUUUUUUUUAUCAAAAAGUUUACAAGUCAUGGAUUCUAAAAUCAAGCUUUAUAGCUUAUAGAAUUUGUUGUGUGUGUAGGGUUUUAUUCCACAGUAUUUGGACUUCAAAACAAAAUUGUGGUAUUUAUGUUACCUGACCUUUUUUCAUAACUUCAUUUAUUUAAAAUUAUUCAAGUGGCAUAGCUGUAACUGCAGAAAUUCUCUUUUCUGGAAUUACAUACUUACACAAAUAUAUCCAAAUGAGGAUUAAAGAAUGAUAAAAGCAUACUAUGAAAUUAAUUCACUUGCAAAAACAUGCAUAAAGAUACUGUGGAAUGACCCUUUAACAGUGUUGAAGAGACAUAUGCUGCAGUUAACUGACUGCCUCAGUUAGGGUGCGAAUGUGUGAGACACACCUUUUUUGCACUUAUGUACAUAGUCCAUGAAAGCAAUCCUUGGAGGUUUUUUUUAAAUAUAAGAAGUCUGUGAGAAUAGUGGAAAAGUUAGUAAGAGAGAGUUAUUUCUAAGGCUUUGAGAGAGAGAGAGAUGUUGCUUUGCUGUUGUGAAGGCUUUCUAGUUUGUUCCAGCUGACCAAAAGAGUAGACUGGUAACAGGUAGCAGCUCAACUUCAGCUAGCAGCACUGAACAGGAGUUAAAGUACUUCACCUUUUAGCAAGAUCACUAGCAGAAAUUGUUUGCUUUUUAAAUUAAUCCUCACUGUAAACACACACACACACAUACACACACACACACACACACACACACGCAGGUUUCUAGCUGAGUAUUUUUCCCCCCAAUGGUUGCAAGUAGUGAAAUACCCUGUAAAUUCCAAAAUGGAUAUUCCCAUUAUGAUCAAAUUAGAUUACAUCUUUCACAUAAAAUUAUCAAUUUAUAUAUAUAUAUACACAUAUACAUAUAUAUGCUAAUAUCUAUUUAAGUGACAAUCAAUAGUUAACAUCUACCACUAAUUCCCCUUUAAGAUCCAGGACCCAAAACCAAAUUGGCAACCAUCGAAAGAUUUAAUUUAACAGUUAAGUAUGGCCAGUAUGCGGCAUUUCAUUCACUUCAACAAAGGAAAAAAUGCUCCUGGUACAACUUUAUAAAUUGCUUUAUUUGCCUUAUACCUGAUCAGUGGAAGCUGUUUUCUGACUUAACCUUUACCAAAUUAGAAAGUACUCCAGAGUGCCACUUCAGCCUCACACUGUUUUAACUAAACAGGAGAGAAUCAGCAAAAAGCUUACAUACAUAGGAGCUGGAAAAGAAUUUUUCAAUCAAACUAUCUUUGCCAAUUUUAGCUCCCACAUCAUAUCCAGGUCACCAUUUAAUUUCUUGUUGCCUCUAAGCAAUGAGGUCCAUGAAAGGUCAAGGUUAUAAAGGAUUAAGGAGAGAUCACCACAGGUACUUUGAGUCCUUCACAUCUUGGGACUUGUUGCCCUUGCCCUAGAGAAGGAGCCCAUCCUGGGGGUGAGGGAGUUAUUAAUAUUGCUACCCAUUUUGAUAGUUCUCACAGGGACAGGAAAAUAAGCCAAAGCUAGAAAGCAAUCCAAGCCUUACAGUUGUCCAAUAACUCAGGGCCGGUUGAUUAGAAAUCUAUUUUUGUCCCUUCAGCCCAUAUCCUUAGAGUCAACCUAUAACUAACAGCCUGACUAUCUGACCAGCAUUUUCAUGAUAUAAAAUGUAAGCAUUCACUUAUUCUGCAUUUAAGAACUUCAACUUCAACCUUAUCACCAACAUAUUUUCCAACAUUUCCUUGUGAGUGUAUAGCCACGAGAAUAUAUUUUCAUGAAGUCAAUAGAAAUAUAGUAAGAUUUUCAGUCAGGAAAAACAAUCAAUAAAAUAGUAAGAAUGAACCUAGAAACAUCACAAAAGAUACCAAAUUAACUUCUGGCAUGUUGUGCCUGAUGACAGCCACUGAGUCACACUCUUUGGCACUUAAACAGAGUAGCUGUGUUUAAAGAAGUAAAAGUAGAGAAUGAAGUCUAACAGAAUGUGAAUAACUUGAGGCCAAAAGAGGACCUCUGUCAUUAAGACUGGGAAAAGGUUUAGUUGGCUAAUUCAUAUACUUUCCAGCCUCUCUACUUGUCCUUGCCUUUAAGAGAACUACCCAUUUAAUAAUCUGAAACAGGAUUAUUCCAGAGAAAUGUUAACUUUAAGUAGAACCCAUCCUCAAUUAUAGUGCUAGACCUAAAAGAAAAAUAAUGUAUCACUUUGAAGUAAAUCACAGCUAUUCGCAGAUAUUGCAAAAAUCCUCACUAGUCAUCUUCUACAUCAUAUUUUACUUUAAUAACAUAAAUACCUCUGUAACAAGACCUAAAAGUAGCCCAGUUUUAAGCAGUGCUAUUUUCCCCCCGAAACACAGAACCUAAAUGUUUGUCUGUCAUAGAACUGCAUGAUUUCAAAGUUUUAUUUCUGUAUACUGAUGCUAUUUUUUUAGUGAUGAAAACACAAUUAUUUUGUUGCUGGCUUUUGUGUCUAGCGGUUGAGAGAAUGAUAUAACUAUCAUAUCAUUGGAUUCUGGAGUUGCCCCUUUCAAAAUAAACUUCCCUUUAUUGCUUUUGCUUCUGCAUUAUUAGAAAAUGAACUUUUAUUAUUAUGUCCACUAAUUACAGUACUUUAAAUUAAGAUAUUUUAAUAUGUUCUUAAAUGUAUUUUUGAGGGCCAACUCUCCACAUUUUUAUAACAACAAUCCAGUAUAAUGUAGAAAAUGGAAACAUGUAUUUUGGGUAGAAAAUGUCAAUUUAAAAAUACCUAUAGAUAAGAAAAUUAUUAGCCCUGUGCAACAAUUAUAGAUUUUGACCAACAUUUCAAAAAUAUAAACGUCCCAUAAUAUUUUAGGUCAUAAUAUGAGCUAAAAUGCAAUAGCUCAUUCUCUCAACUGCUAUCAAUAGGGCACCUAGAUGCUUUGAUUUUUAUGUUUUUUCCGAUUUUUAGUGCUGAACUGCUUUUUGUGUUUAAAAGUGUGCAUUAUGCAACUCAUUUUAGUAUGCUAUUUCUAUGUUCAUUUUUUUGGUCUUUUAAUAAAAUGUUAAAUUUCUUG
Molecule: messenger RNA, 9419 nt
Organism: Myotis brandtii (Brandt's bat)
Lineage: Eukaryota; Metazoa; Chordata; Mammalia; Chiroptera; Vespertilionidae
Gene: MBNL3
Product: muscleblind-like splicing regulator 3
Exons: 11
Coding region: 693-1820 (375 amino acids)
Molecular function (GO): metal ion binding
Source: RefSeq, a predicted model, not a curated record